Molecule: messenger RNA, 3224 nt
Organism: Wasmannia auropunctata (little fire ant)
Lineage: Eukaryota; Metazoa; Arthropoda; Insecta; Hymenoptera; Formicidae
Product: ankyrin-2-like
Exons: 3
Coding region: 804-2534 (576 amino acids)
Molecular function (GO): protein binding
Source: RefSeq, a predicted model, not a curated record
GAGAGAGAAGUAUAUGCACAAUAUAUAUUAUUUAGGUAUACUGAAUACUAUUUAAAAUGAUAAUGAAAGAGCGAAAAGUGACGCAAAAGUGAAUGACUUUGACUUCAUGUGCUAAGUAUAAGCACUUUGCCAUAAUUACUUGAUAAUUAUAUUAGACACAAUUUUGUAGGAUAUAAUUAUAAAAAUAUUAUAUUUUGAUUUUAAUAUAUAUAGUGCUUUUCUAAUUUUGAAAAAUGUAACUUUUAUACAUUUACAAGAGUACAAAUAUAUUCGACUGUAUUAUCGCUCCAAAUUCCAAUGGUUCGGCACCCAUGGCUCGUUUGAGGAGGAUUAAGGAGCACGCAGACUGGUAAAGUGGGGUAGGCACAACGAAUGAAGACGAAACGCGCUACAACGCGAUACACAGAAUGGUAGUAUGGUGAAGUGGAGGGAGCCGAAGAAGAAGAGGAAGAAAAAGGGGAGAAGCCGGUGUAGACAGCAAGACAGCCGGUAGAGGCACGUUUUUAGUAAAGCGUGGUAAAGCGUCGUAAAACGCCGACGAUUCUUACUCGCUUCGGUUCUGUUUGAUCCGUACAUCAAGUUUCGUUGACCUUCCGUUGCGCUUUUUUUUUUUUUUAAUUAUAGCGCGGGUUUUUAUUGUAUAGGUAGGUGUAAUAUUGCUAGCGUCCGAGUGGCGAAAGCGAAAUUUCUUGCAGCACGCAGCAGAUCAAUUACACGCAUUUGCCUGUGGUAUCGUUCCGCGUCGAGAGUGUCGAGCCAAUUGCGUGAACAAAUAAUCAGGGCCAAUUAAGCGUGCGGGCGCGAUGACUUCCGCGUACGAAAUGACGGCGGAACGUGAGCUGCAGCAGAAAGCAACGAGUUCGCACGACGCUGCGAAAAUACUUUUCAACGGCCGAGAACUGGACGACCCGAACACUGUCCCCGACAUGGAGGAGAUCUCGUCGUCAUCUCGAGCCAGUCUCGCAACAGGUGAUUCGUCUUUCGAGGAAUCGACGCUCUCUUCCGUGGAAGUCAACGUUCUGCCUGACGAAUCAUUCGACGGGGAUCUGGGAGUGUUCGAAAAAGAGAAGGAAAAUAGGGAUGAAGAAAGUAUCUCUGUAAAUUCGGUAAAUGAUAUUUUGCGAGUGAAUAAAUCCAAAAACGAGGAGUUGUCCCUCGAAGAUAAUGAGAGGCGUGAGAAAGAAUCGGUUUUAUUGGCGGAUAAUACCACGCCGAAAAGUGCAACCUGCACAUGCAAUGCGAAAAGGGACCAGGCCUGCAAAGAUGAAGAAAAGAAUCGGAGCGUGCUAGAGAUACAAAUGCAUCAGGAAGGAUACGCGUGCAACAGUAGUGUUCACGUCGGGAAGAAAUUUCGAGAUUACGGGAUGGACGACGCGCGAGUUUGUUGCGAAAAUCUGGCGGAAAUUUGCCUGGAUACGGAUGAAAAACAGGAUGAAUUUGAAGGAGAAAUUAUCGGUUGGCAGGAUGACGAAUCGUUUUAUGAUGCCGUACGAUCGGGAAACGCCAAGCAAGUCUCGGUGUUGAUCGCCAACGGUUGCGUGCAAAACCUGGACGAACCGGAUUGGAACGUGUCGGGUGAUCCACCCCUAUUGAUGGCAGCAACGAAUCAUUGCCUGCCUGUGCUGAGCGCGCUACUAGCAAACGGGUGCGACCCAGCUGUGCGUUCGCCGCGGGGUGAAACGGCACUUCACAGAGUAAUCCUGAAUGGCGGACCGGGCAACGUGUUGAAAUUCGUGGAGGACCUCUUGAAAUACAACUGUCCGCCGGGCGUCAAAGAGGCCGGCAGUGGAUCAACUGCGUUGCACGUGCUCUCUCGUCAACUGGCUCACACGUCGCUAAAAUCUCUCGGCCAUAAUUUCGAUGCGGCCCUGAAGACGCUAGACUUAUUGGCGAGAGCGGGACCGAUUAAUGCUAAGGAUCAUCAAGGUCGAAGUGCCUUGCACAUUUUAGCAUCGUCGACUAUCUUUGAUAACAAUCACAAGGCCGACAUCGAGUCGCUGAUUGGUACACUUCUGGCCGCCGGUGCGGAUACCGCAUUGAAGAACGAUCGCGGAGAGACCGCUUUGCACGAGAGUUUAGAAUGCGGUGCGUUAAACACGGCGAUAUUGUUGAUACAACACACGCCGACGGGCAUUACAUCGCGGUACGGCGAAACGCCGUUGCACAUAGCGUCGAGGAAAAAUCAUGUUGAUAUGGUGACAAAGUUGCUCGAGCAUGGCGAGGAUCCCGGCAUGCAGGACGCCGGCGGAAACACGCCGCUGCACCUCGCAUCAGCAAGAGGAUUUCAUCAGACGGUAUCGUUGCUGGUCACCUCACCCUUGGCUCAAUUGGAGAAGGUCAACAUCGACGGUCUAACGGCGUUGCAAGUUGCCGCCGAGAGCGGAUUUGUAAACGCCGUCAGGAUACUGUUGAAGGCUGGCGCCGAUCCCAGUCAGACUAUGCAUUAUUGCACGACAUUAUUCCUGCGCCGUCAUCCCGACAUCUCGCUCUUGAUCGAUCACGAAAUGACCAGACGUCGACAACUCGCCGCCUGAGGGAAUCCAUUGAUUUCCUCAACUGACAGCUUGCUUAAGAUCACUAAAUAUUACUAUGGACAUGAAAGUGCAAUUAUUAUCAUACUUGUUGCUCAAUAUCGCGGUACACGUUCGAUGUAUGCAGAAAUUAUAUGUGCAAUAUUGUAAGUAUAAUAUAAAAUCGUUGCUAUAAAUCCCGACUGUAGAUCAAAGUGCACUUAAUUCAAAAGAUUGCAACGUACCAUCUAUAUACUCUCUACAUAAAAUAUACAAAAUAUAUUUUACAAAUAAAUGUUAAUGCCGUUAUCGUUUUGUUUUCACUAUUGUUGUCAUCGUGCAUAAUUUUGAUAUUAUUAUUACAUUAUUAAUGUUUUAGUCAAAUUUACUUGUUAUCGUCAUGAUUAUUUGAACGGGGAUUAUUUGAAUGAAAUAAAACAAUACGAUUUUUAUAAUAUUAGUGUAUAUUUUAUAAAUCCACGUAAUCUGAAGUGAAGCGAAAAUGAGUAGACUGGGAGCAUGUUUGUAUGUACAGCUAAGUAAAAAUGGAUUUUAAAAUAUUUUUCUCAAAGUAUAUCACAUGAUAUCUGAAAGGCUGUGUUAGAAUUAUGAAAUAAAUAUUAUAUAAUGAUCAUACAAUGUACAUGUAAUGUAAUUCAUUGAUUAAAAGUCAAGAAGAGACAUUGUAUAAAAAUAAAUAUGUCUUCCCUAUAA